Heterostelium album PN500 is the source of this 159-nucleotide messenger RNA. RefSeq lists its product as uncharacterized. Bases 1 to 159 code for a protein of 52 amino acids. Lineage: Eukaryota; Evosea; Eumycetozoa; Acytosteliales; Acytosteliaceae. The transcript has 2 exons. The record is from RefSeq and is a predicted model, not a curated record.
AUGUUAAUAAUUAAAUCAAGCAUAAUGACCAACAUUAAUAACUCUUUAAAUUCUCUAUCAAACGAAGGAAUUAUUAGUAUUUCAGCCAAGAACUCCACUAGUACUACUGUACCAAAAUCUGAACAAAAUUUUUCAAAACCAUUUUGGAAUGUUUGUUAA